CUUUAACGCACACCGACAAUAUCACAGGGCGCCACCAGCAAGAACACCAUCAAGAACAACAACAAGGACAUCACAGCGUGAUACUAUUCUUGGGGGGAGGACUUCACUAGUAGCCACCCAGAGAGCACGCGUUAUUUCACACGUUCUAUCAAGACGCGCUCCCAACACGGUCAUAUCUCAUUCCAAUCAUCUCACGUUUAACCCCUUCGUUUUUUGAACAUGAAUAUGGGUACAUCUUCCAUCCAGCCAGGAACAACGCGUCGUGCUCACGAAGAAUUGUCUGGGUUGACUGCAACACCGCUGUUCCCGCUGCUGUCAGCUGAGCCUGAACUACCGCGACCGCUCCGUGUCGAGGACGCGCUCUUCCUGUCCCUGAGAGCUCUAAUCGCAAGUGAUCAACUCCCUCUUCUGCCCAUUGUACAUGAUAAGGACUUCCAAGCUCGGAUCUUCACGAACGGGAAAAAUCGACUUCUGGAGUGGAGAGGGGACACGGAGAUCCACAGUUUUGCUACGCGACUUAUCCUUCAGAAUUUCAGCAAUAAGUCUGACAUCUCUAUGUUUCACUUGUUGAGGAGUUCUUUGGAGUGUAACAAGACGUUGGGGCUGCUUUCACAGCGCUAUGGUUUGCACCGAUUGUACAAAGGUAUAAGUGGAAUAGACCUUUGCAAGGCGCCUGACGCCAAAUGCCAUGCAAAUCUAUUCGAAGCGUAUAUCGGUGCAAUGAGUCUCAUUUGUGGGGACUCCGCUUUCAGAAAUUUCCUCAACGCUGUUUUCCUGCCCAUUCUCACUUGUGCCGCCCAAACUCUCGGCAUCUACUCCUACGUUCCUCGACCCUUGCCCAUUAGCGAUGGUCUUGAUGAUCUGGCAACAGAGAUGUCCGGCGUAGAAGAUGGAUCUGGCGACAAACCCGAACGAGAGAAGCUCGCUUUUGAGACUGGAUGCCACGAACUUGGGAUUCUGCCGCAUUUGCGCGUUAGGGACACUGGAGAGCAAACUUUGGAUCGCCGAUUCAGGGUAACCAUUCAUUGCAGAAAAGAAUUGAUUUCGGCUGGUUGUGGCCCAACUCAACAUGCCGCACAGGCGAAAGCAUACAGGAAUGGAAUAGCAACCUUGGCUCAGGUCAGCGGCUAAUAUUCAUCGACUCGCCCUGUUUUGAAGUCUGAUAUACUUUCUUCAGUUGGAAUCAUUACUUCAGGUCCACCUUCCUACUGCGGGCCAGCUGGAAGAGGGGCUGGGCAAGCUCAACGGAGGGGCGCAGCUUCCUAGAAAGAA
Messenger RNA from Cantharellus anzutake, 1272 nucleotides. RefSeq lists its product as uncharacterized. Bases 220 to 1131 code for a protein of 303 amino acids. NCBI's taxonomy places the organism in Eukaryota, Fungi, Basidiomycota, Agaricomycetes, Cantharellales, Hydnaceae. The transcript has 2 exons. The record is from RefSeq and is a predicted model, not a curated record. Gene Ontology annotation, biological process: RNA processing. Gene Ontology annotation, molecular function: ribonuclease III activity.